This is a messenger RNA of Tarenaya hassleriana, 987 nucleotides long. Its product is annotated as expansin-A13. NCBI's taxonomy places the organism in Eukaryota, Viridiplantae, Streptophyta, Magnoliopsida, Brassicales, Cleomaceae. The transcript has 2 exons. Gene Ontology annotation, cellular component: extracellular region. The record is from RefSeq and is a predicted model, not a curated record. Gene Ontology annotation, biological process: plant-type cell wall organization. Bases 53 to 841 code for a protein of 262 amino acids.
GAUAACAAAACAAUAAUCAUUCUCAUCUCUCUCUCUCUCAGUCGCCUGAGAAAUGCGACUGCUCCUCCUCACUCUCGCGCUCCCCCUCCUCGCUCUCUCACCUCCGGCGACUUCCCAUUUCUCCUCUUCCUCGUCUCCUUCCUCAGCCGCAUCCGAUUGGCGCUCCGCCCGCGCCACUUACUAUGCCGCCUCCGAUCCACGCGACUCCGUCGGAGGUGCUUGCGGCUUCGGUGACCUAGUUAAGGCCGGCUAUGGCAUGGCCACCGUCGGCCUGAGUGAGUCCCUCUUCGAACGCGGACAGAUCUGCGGCGCUUGCUUCGAGCUCCGCUGCGUAGACGAUCUCCGUUGGUGCAUCCCGGGGACCUCCAUCAUUGUCACCGCCACUAACUUCUGCGCUCCUAAUUACGGUUUUACCCCCGAAGGCGGUGGCCAUUGUAACCCUCCGAACAAGCAUUUCGUGCUCCCGAUCGAGGCCUUCGAGAAGAUCGCUAUCUGGAAGGCCGGGAACAUGCCGAUUCAGUACCGUAGGAUAAACUGCAGAAGGGAAGGAAAUAUGCGGUUUUUGAUUGAUGGGGGAGGGAUAUUCGUGUCAGUGCUGAUCACUAAUGUCGCGGGCGCUGGAGAUAUAACCGGGGUGAAGAUCAAAGGGUCGAGAACCGGGUGGCUGCCGAUGGGCAGGAACUGGGGUCAAAACUGGCAUAUCAAUGCAGAUCUCCGGAACCAGCCUCUCUCGUUCGAAGUCACUGCCAGCGACGGUAGCACUGUGACAUCUUACAAUGUUGCUCCCAAGAACUGGAAUUUCAGGCAGACCUUUGAAGGGAAACAGUUUGAGACUCCAUGAAAACAUGGCAUGAGGGUGUGUACUUUUAUGUCUCAGUGAUUUUGGCAUUGGUGAGUGAAACUUGAUUUGGUCGUUCUGUACUGUAUUAUUAUGUAUCCGUCUAUAUAUGUUCGAUGAGCCAACAAGGCAAAGUUUUUGUCUGAAAA